Molecule: messenger RNA, 1182 nt
Organism: Chaetura pelagica (chimney swift)
Lineage: Eukaryota; Metazoa; Chordata; Aves; Apodiformes; Apodidae
Gene: RAD51C
Product: RAD51 paralog C
Exons: 10
Coding region: 1-1182 (393 amino acids)
Biological process (GO): reciprocal meiotic recombination; meiotic DNA recombinase assembly; DNA repair
Cellular component (GO): replication fork; Rad51C-XRCC3 complex; Rad51B-Rad51C-Rad51D-XRCC2 complex
Molecular function (GO): ATP binding; four-way junction DNA binding; ATP-dependent DNA damage sensor activity
Source: RefSeq, a predicted model, not a curated record
AUGAGUGAUCAUGGACUGCACAUUCUGAAAUACAUGACGCAGACCAGACUGCAAACGCUGCACAGGGUCACACUUCCGGCCCCCACAGGGGCGGGAACGGUCAUCAAUGGCGAGCGGCCCCUGCCCAGGCAGCACCGCACGCCCGCUUCGCGCUCAGGAGAGAACACCUCGCUCCUCCUCGUGGCUUGUGACGCCGAUCAGGUUGGAAUCUCCAAAGAAGAGGCACUGGAAGCAUUACAAGUUGUGAGGCAGGAAUGUCAUGGGGAUGCAGCAAAGGGUGCUGGGGGGUCAGGCACCACCAGGAAGUGCACAGCACUGGAACUGCUGGAAGAAGAGCAAGCCCAGGGCUUCAUCAUCACCUUCUGCUCAGCACUAGACAAUGUUCUGGGAGGUGGUGUGCAGCUAACAAAAAUCACUGAGAUCUGUGGAGCACCUGGAGUUGGGAAAACACAGCUAUGCAUGCAGUUGGCAGUAGAUGUACAGAUCCCGGAAUGCUUUGGGGGUGUAGCUGGAGAAGCUGUGUUCAUUGAUACUGAAGGAAGUUUUAUGGUAGACAGAGUAGUGGAUAUUGCCACUGCCUGUGUGCAGCACUGCCAGCUCAUUGCUGAGGCUCAUCAGGAAGAAGAUGAUCUAAAAGCUUUGGAGACUUUCUCUCUUGAGAAUAUCCUUUCUCACAUAUAUUACUUCCGUUGCCGUGACUAUGUAGAGCUUCUUGCUCAGGUCUAUCUCCUCCCAGACUUUCUUUCAGAGCAUUCAAAGGUCCGACUGGUGGUAGUGGAUGGAAUCGCGUUUCCCUUUCGCCAUGACUUUGAGGACCUCUCGCUCCGGACCAGGCUGUUGAACGGUCUGGCACAACAGCUGAUCAUCAUUGCCAAUGAUCACAAAGCAGCGGUAGUUCUGACAAAUCAAAUGACAACAAGGAUUGGACAAACCCAGUCCACAUUGGUACCUGCUUUAGGGGAAAGCUGGGGACAUGCUGCUACUGUCCGUUUAAUCUUUCACUGGGACAACACCCAGAGGUUGGCAACGUUGUACAAAUCACCGAGUCAGAAGGAGUCAACCAUCCCAUAUUGCAUAACACCUCAUGGUUUCCGAGAUGUGCAGCCUCCAGCUCUCCCUCCCAAGGCAGAAGACACCAGCAGGAACCCUCGCAAGCGGCCGCGGAGAGAAGAGGACAAGUAA